UCUCUGCUCACUGCAUUGCCCCGUUUCUCAGAGAGAGAGAGAGAGAGAGAGAGAGAGAGAGAGAGAGAGAGAGCGAGAGAGAGAGGAGGCUCAUGGCGGCGGCGGUGGUGGCGGGAGCGCUCCGGCGGGGAAGAGCCGGCGCCGGCGGCGCGGCAGAGAGGACGCUGCGUAGGCUCGUGAGCACACUGAUCAUAGCGGAGCACGAAGGCGGGCUCGUGAAGCCCUCGUCUCUGAGCGCACUGGCGGCCGCCGAGGCCAUCGCCAAAGAGAAUAAGGUGUCUCUUCUCCUCGGUGGAUCCGGACCGACUCUGCAUAAGGCUGCCGAGCAUGCUGCAUCUAGCCACCCAUUGGUCAAUGAGGUUCUUGUUGCAGAUUCAGACAUAUUUGCACAUCCUUUAGCCGAGCCUUGGGCCGAGCUGCUCCGCUCCGUGCAGCAGAAAGGGGGAUACUCUCAUGUUAUAGCCUCUUCGACAUCGUUCGGGAAGAAUUUGCUUCCACGCGCCGCGGCUCUUCUAGAUGUCUCCCCUGUCACGGACGUCACUGCAAUCUCUGAGCCCCGGGUCUUUGUGAGGCCAAUCUAUGCUGGAAAUGCACUCUGCACUGUACGAUAUACUGGGGAGUCUCCUUGUAUGAUGAGUAUUAGAUCAACAUCAUUUUCUCCAGCUGCCGAGUCUAUGUCAGAAACUAAAGUUGCGCCUAUAACCCAGGUUGAUCUCUCUUUCCUCAGUGAAGCUAGCUCAAGGAAAUCUUCAUGGGUGAAUCUUACAUCCCAAGAUACAGAACGGCCAGACCUGGCAAAUGCACGCGUGGUAGUCACUGGAGGCAGAGGUUUGAAGAGCGCCGAGAAUUUCAAAUUGUUGGAGCAGCUGGCAGAGAAACUUGGCGCCGCAGUGGGUGCGACCAGAGCUGCCGUCGAUGCAGGAUAUGUGCCAAAUGAACUACAAGUUGGGCAGACCGGGAAGAUCGUUGCGCCUGAGGUCUACAUUGCUUUCGGGGUUUCAGGGGCGAUACAACACUUGGCGGGGAUGAGAGAUUCCAAGUACAUCGUGGCGGUCAACAAAGAUAUGGACGCCCCAAUCUUUCAGGUCGCGGAUUACGGGAUCGUUGGCGAUCUGUUCCAGGUCCUUGAGGAGCUCCUGGAGAAGAUCCCAGACAAGAAAUAAGUGUCGGGAGCGUGUCAAUCAUCCGUCAUGUUCCUCGUCAAUGCGUGGAAGGGGCUUUCGUCGAAAUGUGUCAUUGUUGUAUGGUUGGCCGGUUAAUAAGCACCUUGCUGGAUAGCGGUGUGCAAGCAGCAUAACUGGAGGAAUGUGUUCACAGUUGACAUUUUUGAAAUCUCAUCUCCCCAGUUUUGUACAUAUAUGCACCAGAAUAUUGAGUGCAUGUGAAUAAUAAUGAAGUCAUGGUUAAUCCAGCUAUUGGUACAA
Messenger RNA from Triticum urartu, 1424 nucleotides. RefSeq names its product electron transfer flavoprotein alpha (gene ETFALPHA). Gene Ontology annotation, molecular function: electron transfer activity; flavin adenine dinucleotide binding. Gene Ontology annotation, biological process: fatty acid beta-oxidation using acyl-CoA dehydrogenase. The record is from RefSeq and is a predicted model, not a curated record. Gene Ontology annotation, cellular component: mitochondrion. NCBI's taxonomy places the organism in Eukaryota, Viridiplantae, Streptophyta, Magnoliopsida, Poales, Poaceae.